AUGGCUUCCAUAUCAUUGAGCUCAGCCACAGAACUGACAAAAUCGGAAACCGCGAAGGAGAUGUCGACUAUAGUCAGUCCUUCACCAAGCAUCACCAAACCGCCUAAUGCUGCGGCCUUUGGAGGUGUUGAUGAUCACCAAGUGCAGGGAACGCCGACUUCCAGCAAGGGCUCGAGGUACUACUAUAACAAAGCCAAUAUACCAUAUAACAUUUGUCCAUCGGUGGGCACCGUAAAGCUACAUUUCUGGCCUACAGGGGCAGCCACUCUGAAUCACAACCUUCGUGCCAGGCCUGGGAAGCAUUUCUCUCUCAUUGUCCGGGGUAAUUAUGAGUAA
Glarea lozoyensis ATCC 20868 is the source of this 336-nucleotide messenger RNA. RefSeq lists its product as uncharacterized. The record is from RefSeq and is a predicted model, not a curated record. The transcript has 2 exons. Lineage: Eukaryota; Fungi; Ascomycota; Leotiomycetes; Helotiales; Helotiaceae. Bases 1 to 336 code for a protein of 111 amino acids.